AUGCAGAGGUCGCCGAAGACUGCACCGAGCACAGCGACCACAACCACCAGAAGGACUUCACCGACCACCACGACCACAACUGGAGGCAACCAGGGUUUCCUUCCAGACAAUUCCAGUCCUGCUACAACGACCACAACGACCAGACCGACCGCAGCGACUGCCACUCCCAGCACCACGGAGGCAGGCGCUACCAACACCGUCGAGACCGGAGGGAGUGCCGUCGAAAAGACCACCACGACCGAGAAGAGCGAAACACAUCCCUACUCAGAAGGGACUACCACGGCCAUGGAGAGCCAAGAGAAUGCACACUCCGAAGAGACGGUCAUGGAACCUGCUCCUGCCCCUGCCCCUGCCCCUGACCCCGCCCUUGCCGCCUCCCCGACCGCCGCAGAGCAUGCAGACUCCGAAGAAACGACCACGGCCAUGGCGGCCGAAGAGCAUGCAGACUCCGAAGAGACCACAACGACGACCACCAUCGAGCUUCGGGAUAUGUCGGAUAUGUGGUAUUGGCCGCACGACGAUUCCGAGGAUGAUACCACCACACCAGAGUUGGGUUGGAAGGACAAGUUCAAGAGUUACUUCGGCUUGGCGUUGUUGGAGGAGCGUGUGAAUGAUCCUGAGACAGAGCAAGUUGAGCUUCCCAUCCAUUGUCGCGACCGGCUGAGCCAAAACGAGACACAGGAACACGAGGACUACGUUCACUCCAUUUUGGUGGCAGCCGAGGACAUGCAGUUUGAAGCUCGAAAGAUCAUUGACUUGCAGGGGGAAGCGGCAGUGUGUGAUGAUCCGCAGCAGGCGAGCUCCGAAAACUGCAAGGCCAUGGCCCGGGAUGUCAUCACCCUCAAGGUCUUUAUGGAGCUGAAGGGCAGCAAGCAGGUCGUCGAAGAUCUUCAGGACAACAUGGUCGCCCGCGAAGAAGAAGUCGAGGUGGCCUCGCGGGCCAGCCAAGAAUACUGGCCAGCCUCAGGCUUCUCUGGCCUUAUCGACCUCGUCUUCCUUGUAGCUGAGCCCAUCUCCCCGACUCCCGAGCACUUCCGUUUCUCGGCCAUGCGGGGAGGUAUGAGGCAAAACAUGAAGGGUGUGGACACCUGGAGCAUGGGCCCAGGCGACAAGGUGGCGAUCAACUCCAUCGACCACAACAUUCAGCUCCAGCAGCUCGGCACUAUCAGCUUCAUCGUUGCCAUAAUUCUCAAUACUUCGAUCUCUACUCUCAGUAGUGGUGCGGAGGGACAGGCUGGCAUUCAGUUCCCGGAGACUUGCUUGAGCAGGUAUCCACACCGGGAAAAGGCAGAAGCGCUUCUCGUCAGCGCGUCGGAUAUCUUACGCGAGGCCACCUACCUCUUCGACGGUGGUGAGUUCCACUUGCCGCGCGAUCCACGGAAAGUGGGCGUUCACUACCAUGAUGACGACGAUGAUUUCUGGCAGGAGGGCGACACCAAGGAUGACGUACUUGGGGACGUCUACGACCAGUUAGAGUAUGUUUCUGGGGACAUGGCUGCAACAUUGCUUAUCCGCGACAUUCAGAAGGAGCUCAUUCGUGCCGACCAAGCUGGGGAUUCCUUCGGGCGGAGGAAGCUGCUGAACCGAUUGAUCCGAGAGUAUCAUCCAGACCAGAACCCCGGAAGAGAAGAAGAAGUUCGGCCGGUGUUCGAGUACUGCCUUCGGAUGCUGCGCUUAUGCAAGGAUGUGACGUAA
Molecule: messenger RNA, 1695 nt
Organism: Symbiodinium necroappetens
Lineage: Eukaryota; Dinophyceae; Suessiales; Symbiodiniaceae
Source: the annotation of a GenBank genome assembly